UGGCUCAGCUGUUGUUGAGCAGUAAUAUGGUUGCGUCUCUGUUAGAGGGAGAUCGGAAGGACGGGUCAGACUCAAACUGUAACACUCCUCUGCACCUCGCCGCUCGCAACGGACACAAGGACGUCAUUCGGCUUCUUCUAAAAGCAGGUAUUGACAUCAACAGAACCACUAAAGCUGGCACAGCCCUCCAUGAGGCCGCUCUCUAUGGGAAGACAGAGGUAGUGCGGCAACUCCUGGAUAAUGGGAUUGAUGUCAAUAUCCGUAACACUUACAAUCAAACAGCCCUAGACAUUGUCAACCAAUUCACCGCAUGUCACGCCAGCAAAGACAUCAAGCAGCUCUUACGAGAAGCUACAGGAGUUCUUCAGGUCAGAGCUCUGAAAGACUUCUGGAACCUUCACGACCCCACGGCCCUCACCAUACGCGCCGGUGAUGUCAUCACGGUACGGCCGCUUACAUGAC
Sinocyclocheilus grahami is the source of this 462-nucleotide messenger RNA. Its product is annotated as caskin-2-like. Lineage: Eukaryota; Metazoa; Chordata; Actinopteri; Cypriniformes; Cyprinidae. Gene Ontology annotation, molecular function: protein binding. Bases 27 to 461 code for a protein of 144 amino acids. The transcript has 4 exons. The record is from RefSeq and is a predicted model, not a curated record.